AUGGCCUAACGUUGCGUUUAGAUAUUCUCCCCCCACCAUGGAUAAUAGUAACACAGCCACAGAAUACACGAGGAAGAAGAAGUUAUAGUAAUGGUUGUUCCAUCGGUUGAGCCCCCGCUAAAAACCUCACCAAACCUUUGAUAAAAUUGAUGCACCUCCGUCUCUUCAAUCCGCGAUGACUCUCGUACCCAGUCUUCAACUUUACCCGACGAACUUGUUCGACUCGUUCCAGAGAUCCUUGUCGAAAUUCAAUGGCCCUCACAUCCAGUUCUUUAGGUACGGCCACGGCUCCUCAACUCCUUUCAAUAAGCACACUUUCUAUGCCACCCACUCCAUUAUCAGCUCUCCUGACCAAAACCCAGUAAGGAAAUCGAAUUUUGUUGGGAGAAAUCGAUCCAUUUAUCAGUAUAAACCGAGGAGGAAUUUGUGUACGAGUAGUUGGAUUGAUAAAUGGAAUGAAUCCCACAAGCGUAAUCGCCUGAAACCGCCUCAGGCUGUGUUGGAUUAUCAGAGUAGUGAAAGUGGGAAUUUGAGUGGUUCGGGAAAUGGCGGUGGUAGUACAAUGCAGAAGAUUGUGGAGAAAUUGACGAAAUUCGGGUACGUUGACGAUAGUAAUGAGGGUAAAGGGGAAGCGAGGGAGAGAGUGAUUGAGAAGGGUUCUGUGGAGGAUAUAUUUUAUGUUGAGGAAGGAAUGCUGCCAAAUUCGCGAGGUGGGUUCUCGGCGGAAUCACCAUUAGGGAUAGAGAAUGUGUUUGGAAGUGAUGGUAAGGUGAGGUUUCCGUGGGAAAAGCCGGCAGAGGAAGAGAAGCAAGAUCAGGGUUCGGUGAGGAGGAAGAGUAGGACUUCAGUGGCGGAAUUGACUCUUCCGGAAUCAGAGUUGAGGAGGCUGAGGAAUUUGACAUUUCAGAAGAAGCACAAGACUAAGAUUGGAGGUGCGGGUGUUACUCAAGCCGUGGUGGACAUGAUCCACGAGAGAUGGAAGACUUCAGAGAUUGUGAGGCUGAAAGUUGAAGGUCCACCUGCUCUUAACAUGAAGAGAAUGCAUGAGAUAUUGGAGCGAAAAACUGGUGGUUUGGUGGUCUGGAGGUCUGGUACUUCUCUUUCUUUGUACAGAGGUGUGAGCUAUGAAGUUCCUUCAGUGCAACUAAACAAGCGCAUUUACAAAAAAAAAGAAAUUUCUUCUUCUACAUCUUUUCCGAACGUUGCUGAUAAAUCUUUGGGAGACUUUGUUGAGCUUGCUUCUUAUGGUAAUGUAAAUACACCCCAAGAAAAGCCGGAGAGUACUUCCCUGGAGAAGAAAGACACAGACCAAUUGCCAGAAGUGAAGUAUGAAGAUGAAGUAGACAAACUUUUAGAUAGUUUAGGUCCUAGAUUCAAAGAUUGGCCUGGAUGUGAUCCAUUACCUGUAGAUGCAGAUAUGCUUCCAGGGUUAGUUCCUGGUUAUGAACAACCCUUCAGAGUACUUCCGUAUGGUGUCCGAUCUUCCCUUGGUUUACAGGAGGCAACAUCUUUGAGAAGACUGGCUAGGGUUCUUCCACCACAUUUUGCUUUAGGUCGAAGCAGACAGCUCCAGGGUCUGGCAGUGGCCAUGGCUAAAUUAUGGGAACGAAGUUUGAUAGCAAAGAUUGCACUGAAACGUGGUGUUCAGCUGACUACUAGUGAGCGAAUGGCUGAAGACAUCAAGAGAUUGACUGGGGGUGUGCUGCUAUCUCGAAACAAGGACUUCUUGGUCUUCUAUAGGGGGAAGAAUUUUUUGUCUCCAGAAGUCACUGAAGCGUUACUGGAAAGGGAGAGAUUGGCGAAAUCCCUUCAAGAUGAAGAGGAGCAGGCAAGGUUGAGAGCGUCAGCUAUGGUUAUACCAAAUGUUGAACAAGCUCAACACUUUGGUACAGCUGGUACACUUGCAGAGACUUUGGAUGCAGAUGCUAAGUGGGGAAAGAUGAUGGAUAAUCAUCAUAAGAAAAAAGUGAUGCAAGAAGCAGACAUAUUAAGGCAUGCCAAUCUUGUCAGAAAGCUUGAACGAAAGCUUGCCUUUGCUGAAAGAAAGUUAAUGAAAGCUGAACAAGCCUUAUCUAAGGUAGAGGAGUGUUUGAAACCAUCUACGCUACAAGCUGACCCAGACAGCAUUACUGAUGAAGAGAGGUUUAUGUUUCGUAAGCUUGGUUUACGGAUGAAGGCUUUCUUACUUCUUGGUAGACGUGGAGUGUUUGAUGGUACAGUGGAGAAUAUGCAUUUGCACUGGAAAUACCGGGAAUUGGUCAAGAUAAUGGUGAAUGCUAAAAGUUUUGAGCAGGUGAAAAAAAUUGCAUUGGCACUUGAAGCUGAGAGCGGUGGUGUCUUAGUUUCAGUGGACAAAGUUUCCAAAAAGUUUGCUAUAAUUGUGUACCGGGGAAAGGACUAUCACCGACCUUCUACAUUGAGGCCAAAGAAUCUCUUGACAAAAAGGAAAGCGUUGGCACGCUCUAUUGAGAUCCAACGACAGGAGGCUCUUCUAAAACAUAUUUCAGUGGUGCAGAGUAAGGUGGACACACUUCGAUCCGAAAUAGAACAAAUGGAUGUUGUGAAAGAGCGUGGAGAUGAAGUAUUGUACAACAAAUUAGAUUCUUCUUAUCCUACUGAUGAUGACGAUGAUUCCGAGGAAGAAGAUGUUUAUCUUGAAACGUACAGCGCAGAAGAUAAUGGUGAAGAUGAAGGCAAUUACUCAACUCAUGAUCCUCACCUGGAAACGAAUUUUCCUUAUCAUAUCCAGAAUCAGGCUUCUCAAACAGAAUUGGAAGUUCCUCAACAAUAUGUGCAUGCAAGGCCCGAGGGCUCACUAGACGAUGAUUACCAAGAUGAAGAAGAUAACUCCCUACAAUGAUGGAAUCAGCUGAACAUAGACCAAUGGUACAACGGCAUUCAGAAAUAGUCACGAUGGUUGCUCGUCACAUGUACAGAUAAUUUGGGCAGGCCGGCAUCCAUGUAACUCUACGGUAGUUUUUUGGUACGCAAGUUUCUGUCACGAUCUCCCAUGUCUUUUAAUUCUUGGACUAGAAAUAACUCGUACAGCGGAAUAAGUCGUCUUAAAUUGUGGGAGGAGUUAGAUACAGCUGGUUUUCAGGGCAUAUUGAUGUUUUCGGGCCCCAUACUUGUUCACAGUUUUGCUGGAGAAGCCUUCUAUGUAAAAUGAAUACGAUUAUUAAGUCACAGUGGAUAUUUCAUCACCUAUUCUGGUCACAA
Molecule: messenger RNA, 3219 nt
Organism: Malus domestica (apple)
Lineage: Eukaryota; Viridiplantae; Streptophyta; Magnoliopsida; Rosales; Rosaceae
Product: CRM-domain containing factor CFM3A, chloroplastic/mitochondrial
Biological process (GO): RNA splicing, via transesterification reactions
Molecular function (GO): mRNA binding
Source: RefSeq, a predicted model, not a curated record